Messenger RNA from Macrosiphum euphorbiae (potato aphid), 1335 nucleotides. Lineage: Eukaryota; Metazoa; Arthropoda; Insecta; Hemiptera; Aphididae. The record is from the annotation of a GenBank genome assembly.
AUGUGUCUCGCACAAGAAAAUAAAAAAUCAGUGGCGAUCAUUGGCUGUGGAGCAGCUGGAUUAGCAGCUCUUAAACACUUUACAGCUGAAGGAUCUCCGUUCAAAUGUGUGUCAUUUGAACAGACUGAUAAUGUUGGUGGUACUUGGGUAUACACUGACAGAGUAGGCAAAGACAAAUAUGGCUUACCAGUUCAUUCGAGCAUGUACAAAAGUUUAAGAACGAAUUUGCCUAAAGAAAUCAUGGAACUUCAGGGAUUUCCCCAUAAAGGUCCUGAAGACAAAUCAUACGUGGCGGCCAACGAAAUGCUAAAAUACUUGGAAGACUACGCAGACCAUUUUGACUUAAAGAAACAUAUCAAGUUCCAUCAUCAUGUAAAGGAAAUUAGUCCUUUAGAGGGGGAUCGUUGGCGUGUGACUGUAAUUGACUUGCAAGAAAAUAAUGUGGAAAUAUUGGAAUUUGAUGGAGUUGUUGUUUGUAUCGGCAAUUACAGUAAUCCAGCAGUCCCUGAGGUUCCUGGAAUAGAGAAAUUUCGCGGAAUGAAAAUUCAUAGCCAUGAUUACAGAGAUUCUUCAGUAUUUAAGGACAAAAAUACUGUGGUGAUUGGUUGUGGUCCCUCCGGAUUAGAUAUAUCAUUUGAUAUUGCAAAAGUCGCAGAAAAAGUUUACCUGAGUCACCACAACCAGCGUGUUAAAAACAUGAAAUUUCCAUCAAAUAUGGUUCAGAAAAUUGAUAUUAAAGAAGUAGUAGAAAAUGGAAUAGUUUUCCAAGAUGGAUCUUAUGAACAAGUUGAUUCGAUUUUAUAUUGCACGGGAUACAACUAUAAGUACCCAUUUCUGAGCCCUGAAUGUGGCAUUCGCGUAGAGAACAAUCAUGUAAAGCCACUUUUUAAGCAUAUUCUGAACAUUGAACACCCUACAAUGUACUUCAUUGGAAUUCCAACCAACACCGCUGGUUUCUGUAUGAUUGAUUUACAGGUACAAUUUGCCAAAACAUUUUUAGAAGGGCGAGUGAAAUUGCCAAGUAAGGAAGAAAUGAUUGAAGAUACACGCCUAGACGUAGAGUCAAGAUUAGCAAGUGGAUUACGACCUAAAGAACUACACAUGAUGGGUCGUAGGUCAAAGGAUUAUUACGAUUCACUGGCAUCUUUAUCUGGACUGGAAUCAGUGUCACCCGUUGUUCUACAAAUCUACUUUGAUGGAAUUGAUAGAUUUAUGUGUGAUUUCUCACACUUCAGAGAAGACAAGUACAAAUUACUGGAUAAAGAUCAUUACAUGGUUCAAUUUCCAAAUGAAGAUGAACCAGUAAUGAGGAGACAAGAGAUUGUUUCAAAUUAA